Molecule: messenger RNA, 429 nt
Organism: Botrytis fragariae
Lineage: Eukaryota; Fungi; Ascomycota; Leotiomycetes; Helotiales; Sclerotiniaceae
Product: putative dna-directed rna polymerase i subunit
Exons: 2
Coding region: 1-429 (142 amino acids)
Biological process (GO): DNA-templated transcription; termination of RNA polymerase I transcription
Cellular component (GO): RNA polymerase I complex
Molecular function (GO): zinc ion binding; DNA-directed RNA polymerase activity; nucleic acid binding
Source: RefSeq, a predicted model, not a curated record
AUGUCUGCAGUUGGAUCUCUAGUAUUUUGUACGGAUUGUGGCAAUCUGUUGGAAAGUUCUACUGGUAAUAAGAAUACUAUUUUAACAUGCGAUUGCUGUGGAGCAGAAAAUAAAGGUACGCGCAAUUUGAUUCUUGUCAUUGUCACAGUGAAUAGUACUGAUCAAACUUUACUUCUAGAUACUGCUUCACAAACAAUCGAGACGAGAACGAAAGAAGCAUCCUUCCCCUCAGUAUUGCGCCAAAAAAGAUCAGUCGUUCAAACGGUAGAGAAGUCUGAUUAUGAGAAUCAAGCAAUGAGUAAAACACCAUGCCCAGAAUGCGGCGCAAAGGAGGUCAGAUUCACAGCAGUACAAUUGAGAAGUGCGGAUGAAGGAAGUACCAUUUUCUACAACUGUACCUGUGGAAACAAGUGGACCGAGAACAAUUGA